Molecule: messenger RNA, 2938 nt
Organism: Scatophagus argus
Lineage: Eukaryota; Metazoa; Chordata; Actinopteri; Scatophagidae
Product: protein disulfide-isomerase TMX3-like
Exons: 18
Coding region: 1577-2851 (424 amino acids)
Biological process (GO): peptidyl-cysteine oxidation
Cellular component (GO): endoplasmic reticulum
Molecular function (GO): protein disulfide isomerase activity
Source: RefSeq, a predicted model, not a curated record
UUCAUGACGGCUGUACUGGGCUGAAGUGUUACAGAACUAAUUGGUUUAAAUGAUGUUGUGGGUAAUUAAGAUCGUGGCGACUUUGAACGGCCAGCUGUCUGUCGGCUUCACCUCAGCUGUCGUGUCGCUGGACUCUCGGUGUGUUUGUGAUGUUGUUGCCUUUAGGAGAAUUUUCACACAAAUCAGACAGAUAAUGUGGCGUGUUGUGUUCACAUCCCAGUUUUCACAGUCGGAGGCAGUGCUCGCCUUCUUUCAGGCGUCUGCUCUGGACCAGAUCUUCAGAGAUCAGCAGGAUCAGACUGUCAGACAGGAGGACCAGGAUCUCAGGGUUUCCCAGCGUCCUGUGGUUCUGUCAGACAGCUUGAGGUCAAACGGUUUCUGCCUGGCAAACACUGAGACCAUCCUGUUUGACUUGACUCCACCCACAUACCAAGUCAGCCAAUCAGAUGACUCAUCAGCCAGACAAGCGAGUGUUGGUCCUGCCGUCUGUCUGCAGCUCUGUAGUCCGUCUGUCUCUCCUCAUCUUCUUCGUGGUUUCACAGGGAUGAUGGGCAGACUGAUGAAGAGGCGGAGCUUCAGAUGCAGGUCGGCUUCACCCUCUUGCUGCUCACUGGGAUUCAGGAGACGGACAUCCUGGACUGAAUGAACACACAAACCACACGAACAUCAGAGACAUGGAGGAAGGGAUGAGAUAAGAUAAGAUACGAUGAACUUUAUUGAUCCCGCAGUGGGGAAAUUCACUAUGAAGCCUUUAAUAACGAUAAUGCUCCUUUCAACUGACUGCUGAUCAACUGAUCGAUCAGUUGAUUGAAGGAUGGCGACCUCUUAAGGCUGAUGGACUCCUGGUGGACUGUGGGAGGACAGAGCAGCUUUUUCUGUGAAUGAGGUCACUGUGGAGCAGCAGGUAUCGGCCCCAGUCCAGGACCCUGGGAGCACAGGGGACUGUUUGCUUAGCAUUAACACAAAGACUGGAACUUAGCUUAGCCCCCAUCAUGGAAACGGCAGGUUCAGACAGUCAGUACAAACUAAUACAACCACAAGGAGAAACAAUUUUUUUAUUUAUUUAGAUUUCUGACUCCAAAAGAGAUUAUUUUAUACGCCUAAAGCUGGGACAUAUUUGAGUCAGAAUCUCAAUGUGGUCAGAUGAUCUACAUGAAAGUACAAUCAGGUCACAUCUGGUACAGAUGUUCAUUUAUUCUCUGAGUGCAGAGCGUUAAUGGAUCAGUCUCACCACUUUCAUCCUUAUUUACUUCCUUACGUCCUUGUUUACUUCUUUAUCUUUUGUUUCUUUCCAUUCUUACCUCAUUCUUUGCCUUCCUCUAUCUUCCUCUUUCUUUCUUUCUUUCUGUCUGAUCUUGUUCCUUCAGUUUGAUGAAUGUCUGCAGACUGCAGACCUCCUGUUUGACCUGUUUGUGAAAGGAAGGCGAUCAUCAGUAGACUGUCUGUGUUGCCCAGGUCAAUAAAGCUUCAGUGAAUUGAAUGUAGCUCGCUAAUCCAACAGAUUAGUGCUCCGUUCAUUCUCUUAGCAGUCAGCAGAUUAGCUGUGUCCUGUUAAUCCUCCUGUGCUGCAGGCAACAUGUCGGACAUGAGGAACGCCGUCUUGCUCUCAGUGCUUCUGCUUCUGUUGGGGUCUGCGUCUGCCUUUGUAGAGGAGUUGGAUGAUACCUUCAUGGAGACAAAAGGAGCUGAUGACAUCUGGCUCAUCAAGUUUUACGCCCCCUGGUGUUCACUCUGUAAACAGCUGGAUCCCAUCUGGUAUCAAAUUGGAUCAGAACUCAAAAGUCUCGGCUCUCCGGUCAACGUCGGCAAAUCAGAUGCCACUGUCAGCAAGGGUUUGGCCAAAGAGUUCAGGGUCAGAGGUUAUCCUGCCAUCCUCAUGUUGAAGAAGGAUGUAAAAUAUAAUUAUGCAGGACCGAGAACCAAAGAUGGAAUCAUGGACUUCGCUAAUCGAGUUGGAGGGCCACUGGUCCGAUCUCUGAGCAGUCUGCAGCUCUUCCAACACGCCAUGAGCCGCCAUGAUGUCAUGUUUGUUUAUGUUGGAGCUACAUCACCACUAAGGGGAAACUACACAUCAGCAGCAGAAGACCUGAUUGUUCACAGCUACUUCUUCUCUGCUUCCAGAGACGUCCUGCCAAAGGCCGUCUCUCUCUCCUCUCUGCCGGCUGUGGUGCUUUUUAAAGAUGGGACCUAUUUCACCUUCAACAAGGAACAUGAUGGUGAUCUGAAAUCAUGGAUGAACAGAGAACGUUUCCCAAACUACUCAAAGAUCGACAGCUACACUCUGUACGCCAUGGGAGAGUCAGGUAAACUGGUGGCAUUGGCAAUGGUGGAGCAGAGUCCAUGUGAGGAAAGCCUGAGGUAUAAAAGUCUGGUGGAGAGAGUGGCUGCAGACUACAGUGAGAUCUACAGCAGAAACUUCCACUUCGGCUUCAUGGAGGGCAGUGACUACGUUAAUGGACUUGUGAUGGGCGAGGUGACUGUGCCCUCCUUCAUUGUGCUCAAUCUGGCCAUUGAUGGCUUUUUCCUGCCACCGGGUGCCAUAGAGACUGAGCAGCACCUGCUAGACUUCCUGAAUGGGGUUCUGGACGGCAGCAUCCAGUGUCAAGGAGGAAAUGGCGUCCAUCAGCGCAUCCAGCGUUUCAUUUACGACAUCAAAGUCACACUGAUGCCGGUGUUCAGCCAGGCACCACUGUUGGGCUGCUUCCUGGUCGGCUUCCCACUCACCCUUGCUGCCAUCUUCUGCUAUGUCUGCUGCAAGGCGCCACCCGCCAUGAGUGACGAUGACAGCAUCACACUAUUGGCUCCGUCACUGCGGCAUCGCAAAAAACUGGCUGACAAAAAGUCUGACUGAUGAGCAGGGAGGAUCUUCAGCCCAGAAAACUUUCUUGUCCAUCACAUCAUGUGAUGUGUGAAAACCAAAUAAAAACACAGAAUGACA